Messenger RNA from Odobenus rosmarus divergens (Pacific walrus), 3460 nucleotides. RefSeq lists its product as uncharacterized. The coding region runs from base 1 to 1806 and encodes 601 amino acids. Lineage: Eukaryota; Metazoa; Chordata; Mammalia; Carnivora; Odobenidae. The transcript has 6 exons. The record is from RefSeq and is a predicted model, not a curated record.
AUGGACAGUGCGGACAAGGGUCCCAGGGCCACGUGCGAGAGGAGGGGCCGCCUUCUGGUUGGCGCCCCGAGGGGCUCCGUCCCUCCAAUCCGUUUAGGCCCCGCCGUGGAGGAAGGGGCGCGUCCAGGAGGAGGGGGCGGGGCCAACGACCUGUCCAUCACCGAGUCCGCGGGUGGUGGCACCUACCACACCGCUGUACCUUGGCGAGGCGGGGCCGGGGCGGGAAGGUCGCGGCCGGGGGAGGCGGGGCCGGGCCGGCGGAAGCCAAUCCGCCGGGCGGCGCGAGGGGGCGGGGGUGGGGCCACCGCCUGCGACCCAAACACCCUAGUCCGGGUGCACUUUGGAGCCGCGCUGCUCCUCGGCCUUCCGGUGCGAGGGCCGGGGAACCUCCUCCCCUACUGUGCACCCCCACCUUCGUGGCCCAGAACCUCCCCCCCGCCCCUCCUUCGCAGGGGGGAGUGGGGCGACGGUUGCCGGGAAGCGCGCGCCGCCCCUCCCUCCCCUCCUCCAUCCUCUCCUCACGCGCCACCCGUUUUUCCUCUUUCUCCGUUAAUAAUAGCUGGGUGGCUGGGGGAGGAGGGAAGGUGGCCCCGGCGGAGUCUGGGCGGGCGCCUCCCACUCACCCGCGAGCCGCCGUGUGAGCGGGAGGAUGGCGGCGGUAGCUGCGGCCGCCCGGGAGGAGGCGGUACCGAGGCCCGGGGCGCAGAGAGCGGCGACGACGGCAGAGAGCGGCAGCGACCCGUCGCGGCGCACCAGAAUCGAAACCAGCGGCUAGCCGCACAGCCACCUGAGCCGCCCCUCCCGCCGGAGCUAGCGAGUGGCGUCCGCCGCAGCCCGACCUCCUUCCUCUCCUCUCCUCGUUUCCCGCGACUUCCCACAGGCCGCCGGUCUCGCCCGCCGCCCCCGAACACAAGAGCGCGCCGGGCGCCAACCGCCCUUCGGGGCGCGGGGCGGCGGCCCUGGACGUGCGGGCGUCUCCUUGCGCCGGCCGCGGCGCCUCGGCCCUGCCCGCUCGCUCCUGCGCUCGCUCCCGCCCUCCCGGCGCUCGGGGCGCCGCGCGCGGGCCCGGCCCGGGGCAGGGCGGCCAUGGGCGCCAAGCAGAGCGGCCCGGCCGCUGCUAACGGCCGCACCCGUGCCUACUCGGGUUCGGAUCUACCUUCCAGCAGCAGCGGAGGGACCAAUGGGACCGCGGGCGGCGGCAGCGGCACGGGCUCGCGGGCCGCGGCCGCGGGGAGGUUUCCGGCUCAGGUGCCCGGCGCGCACCAGCCCAGCGCCUCCGGCGGCGGCGCCGCGUCGGCCUCGGCGGCCCCGCGCAGUCGCUCCCUCGGCGGGGCCGUGGGGAGCGUGGCGUCGGCGGCCCGCGCGGCGCAGUCCUCCUUCAGCAUCCCCAACAGCAGCAGCGGCCCGUACGGCUCGCAGGACUCGGUGCACAGCAGCCCCGAGGACGGCGGCGGCAGCAGAGACCGGCCGGCGGGCGGGGGCUCCGGCGGGCCGCGCCUGGUGAUCGGCUCCUUACCAGCUCACCUCUCGCCGCACAUGUUUGGAGGAUUUAAGUGCCCCGUAUGCUCAAAAUUUGUACCUUCAGAUGAAAUGGAUUUGCAUCUUGUGAUGUGUUUAACAAAGCCAAGAAUAACCUAUAAUGAGGAUGUACUGAGUAAAGAUGCUGGGGAAUGUGCAAUAUGCCUUGAAGAAUUGCAGCAGGGCGAUACUAUAGCACGACUGCCUUGUCUAUGCAUAUAUCAUAAAGGCUGCAUAGAUGAAUGGUUUGAAGUAAAUAGAUCUUGCCCUGAGCACCCUUCAGAUUAAGCAUCCGCUUCCUGUUUUAUAGGUUUUAUUGUCUUUCCAAGAUGCUUGAAAAACUGAGAGGAUAUGAGGAUCUGUCUCUGGAAAAAGAAAAACAAAACUGCAGGCAUAUUCAGCCAGAAAUCUGAGUUCUGUGAGCCUUGGUAAUGCAGAGAUGGACAAUCAUACAGGGGGUAACCCUGCUGAAGAGAGGACAGUCGCCACAGAACUCAGUGUACCAAACAUGCGUACAAAGGACACACAGGGACUUUGAAAAUGCUGCACAUCCCUUAAUAGUCAUCUACAUAGGUAACACUGAUAAAUAUUUUGUAUUCAGACGCCAAAGUUAACUGAUUUAGAAGUUGAUUUUAUUAAGUUCUGUAGAGCCACGCAACCAGUUGUGUUUUGACUUGUUUUUUAGUUGGGGGUCACUUUAUUUUCCCCAACACGAUGUUUCUGCAUUCAUCUAAAACUGAAGACCACAUAAUGUACUUCUUAUAAAUUAAAGUCUUAAAUGUGAAACCAAGAAAUGUAAUCAAGCAGUAAAACAUUGUCUGAAUGUAGACCAUGAUCUCAAGUUCUUCUAUUUUUUUCCCCCCAAGAGUGGAAAAUAGACUUAUACAUAGGAGAGCUAAAGUAUGUUAAUAUUUGAAAUGAAAGGUGUAACAGUACCAGAAAGCAGUCCAAAGAGUAAAUCAAGUUACAUAAUUACAUUUUAAUGAACUAAAUCGAAUUGCGAUUUAUUAAAUGUAUUAUUUCCUCUUAAGUAAAACUGCUCAAUAAUCAGUAAUGAAUCAUCUUGCAGCUAUGCAACUUUUAAAAAAAAAAAAAUACAAAUUACGAAUUUUAAGUGCUGCCAGCUAUAAUAACUUUGUUUUAACGGGUAUUUUUAUUUGUUCUUUUCAUGUAAUUAUUUUAUUGUGCUUUGCAUCUCCAGAAAGUUUUCCCACAUUUGGGUAGAAUGUUUAGCAGGUUGUAAACUUAGUAACUUAUGAAAAGGGUAAAAUAAAAUUUUCUUGCAUGGAACUUGGAAUAAUUUGAGGGACAUUUUAUAUACUUCUAAAAAUCAAUUUAAUCGGGAUGCCAGAUUUAUAGCAAUUUGCAUCUUUAAUUUUCCAGAUAAUCUGGAGGUUAGUGUUUGAAAAAUGAUUUUUUAAAGCAAAUAUGAAGAUUUUGUUAAUUUAUAAUUUAUUAAUGUGUUAUUACUGUAAUUGAAAAUGUUAUAGAGACUUUUAAAUUCAGUCUUGUGUAGAAGGAAAUGUAUUAAGCAAAAUUAUGUGAAUAAAUAUUCCCACAAAAUACAUUUGAAUGGUUAAAAAAUACUGGAAGAGAGCAAUCAGGGCUACAAUAGUGAAUGUCUUUUUUUUUUAAUAUAAAAAGAUACCAAUAAGUAGAUUUCAUAUUUUCAUCAUACAGGGAAAAUGUUAUCAGUGAACAUUUAAGCAGUGCACUUUACUUGGUAUAAUUGAAAGUUGCACAGUACUGUUUCCUUAUUUUAAACUGUAUUUAAAUAUUUGCUUUUCUAUUUAAUGCUGCUACUCUUAUUCUCAAAUUUUUCCCCUAUUUCGGCUUCUGUUUCAUAUUUUUUGAAAGGGCAUGUACAGGAGCAACUGCUGCUACCCAGAAAAAUUGGUGUUUUAGAAGCAAUUCAAAGAAUUUUUCAUUGCUUUUUGUGUGA